GUGAUACCCGUGGUCGCCGUUCGGGUUUUCACGUCAUGCCGAAUCCUGCGCUCGUGGAGGCCGGAGGAAAUUUUGGCCACUAUAUCCGGCGUAGUACUGUCUAUAGCGCUCGCAAUUGUUGCGAAACUUGGACUGGGUGCACACAUAAACACAAUUCCGGGCGACUCUGUCCAUAAGAUUCUGAAAAUUACCCUCUGGCUCACGAUCCCCACGUUUAACCUCACAACCGCGCUGGCAAAGUCGUCGAUCCUCGUGUACUUACUCAAGUUCACCAUGUCCAAGCGCUGUAUCGGCUUCAUAUACGGCACCCUUGUCAUAGCGGUGCUUUACAGUUUCAUAGGCGCGGUUGCGAUAAUGACGUGCGCGAACAAGGAUGUCAGCUCUCACGAUAGGCAUGUGGCCAACAGCAUCUUCGCCGCCGCAGCAUUCUUCAACACGGGUACGGAUAUGGUUAUCCUGCUGCUGCCACUAUGGCUGGUCAAACCGUUACAGAUGCCUCUCAGGAGGAAGAUUGAGGUCGGAUUGAUCCUCAUGGCCGGUGGCUUUGCCGUCGCCAUCAGCAUACAGCGCGUCAUGGUGGCCCUGUCUCUGCCUACCACCGACGACAUAACCUACCAGGGGGGGCUCUCAGCCUUAUGGGGCUGCAUAGAGAUCUGGUCUGGCAUAUUGUGCGCGUGCCUGCCGACAUUGAAGCCGUUCAUUGGCUACAUCAUGGCGCCCAAGAAGUCACCGCCGAGAUAUUCACCCCCUCCGCCGGAGCAGGGAAGCCUGCACAAGAGUAAUAAUAGGAUGAGCGGGAGGCCACGGUCUUUGGACCCCUGGGCCCUAUCGGCCGCUUCGACAAGAACCACCAUGAUCGCAUUGGAGAGACCGGAGCAGGCGUGGGUUGUAGGGGGCUUGCGCAGGGGAAUGGGCUCUGCGUGUACUUGUACGGCGGAAAAGGGAGGGAGGCGCCAAUUUGAACCACAUCAGAUGUGCUGA
Pyricularia grisea is the source of this 981-nucleotide messenger RNA. RefSeq lists its product as uncharacterized. The record is from RefSeq and is a predicted model, not a curated record. NCBI's taxonomy places the organism in Eukaryota, Fungi, Ascomycota, Sordariomycetes, Magnaporthales, Pyriculariaceae. The annotation marks the transcript as partial. The transcript is spliced from 5 exons.